Molecule: messenger RNA, 1676 nt
Organism: Nilaparvata lugens (brown planthopper)
Lineage: Eukaryota; Metazoa; Arthropoda; Insecta; Hemiptera; Delphacidae
Exons: 10
Coding region: 85-1479 (464 amino acids)
Source: RefSeq, a predicted model, not a curated record
AUUUUGUUCAUUAGUUUUAUUGUUAACAAAGCUUGUUAGUUUCCAUAUGAUUCUGUUUUUUAGGUUUAAUAUUCCACUGUUAGAAUGUACUCCAUAGCAUUAGUACUGGUUUUAACAAUUUUAAAGAACGCUGGAAAUUCAGCAAACGCUUGCAGUUUACUUCCGGGUGGAGUGCCCAAAUGUUUCCCGGAUGCAGUCGACUAUGAAACGGAAGCCAGUGAUAGCAAAUUGAAAGAAAUCAAAUAUCGAUUGGACAAAAAACACAUUUUCGGAUAUGACACCAAUAAGGGAAGGAGAGAUGUCAGACUUGGAAAGUACUGGGAGAAGUCUAUCGGGAAGAAAUCAGAUGUUGUUCAGUGUGCGAAAGAUGUGAGUGAUAACGCAUAUCUACCUUCCUACAACACUUACAUGUACGAUUAUUACCGUGAUGCUGAUCGCCAGGUGAAGGGUGAAUCCCCUGUUACAACUCUAUUUCUCAUAACCAAAAAAGAAGUUUGGGAUUGUGAAAAUACUGAUAAGCAAAUAAAAUUCAAAAGAAUAGUGACAGAGAUGGUGAGUCGGGAGGCUCUUGGUUCCAUCUUUUUCUUUGAUGGCAUAGAAGUGACCACCAAUCCUCAAACUUUUCAGGAAAUAGAUAACAGACUUGACAUGACUAUUGCCAGAGAAGUCAAAUAUAUUGAUGCCGAAGAUGAUAAUAAGGUUGUACGUUAUGAUGGUCAUUUAAAGUUUGGGAAAACAUAUUGGACUAAUAAUCAUGAUUCAAGUGUAUUCAAACCAGUCGAUGGAGUAUAUGAAGAAGCAAUCAACGAACAAGAUUUUCAUCAAGACGUGUCAAAUCCGUUGAUCGAACAAAAGAAUUACUUCGAUUUCUCCAAUCCGCAAGGAACAGGUCUCGAGGAUUUACAUCGGCCUUAUGGUCAGAUUGGAUGCAGUCAAAACCAAGCGAGAUGCACGAUUCAGGAUGACGAUAAGAGGCUGUACAAACUGGACUACCUUCUGCCACACUGGGCAGAGAGGAAAUUUGGCAAAGGAGGUUAUAGGCAGCACAAAAUUCAUCCAUACGAAUUCACCGAUAACUUUAUCGUCACAAAACACGAAAUUUGGUCUUGCAUAAUGCUGCACAGUGGAGAGAAAUUUGAAAGGCAGGUAGUCGAAUACAUUGGAACAAAAUCUGUGAGAACUAUAGAUUGUUUCAAUGGGAAUAAAGUAUGGCAAUACAAUAUUGGAGAUAGACAGAGAGGUGUGGCGGUGAGAGCUAUUUUCUAUAACACUGAGGAGGAACAUUAUCAGCGAAAAAUCUACGCUGGUACCUUGAAGCUUGACGAAAUUGUGGAGGAGGAAAAACCAAAGAAGAAAAAGAGUUUCUGGAGAUUAAUUUGCAAUUUGUUCUCCAGUGAAGAAGAUAUGCCUGAAGAUCAGUACAAACUGAGAUUCGAUGAAAAUGAUGAUAGUUAUAUAUUUAAUAGACCGAGAUCAUGAGGCAUGAACAUUGUUCUUCAAAUCUAAUAAAUAUGGUAAAGUUAAUUUAUCAGUUUAGCACAUCAUACACUUAAUUUAAAAUGCUUUCUCUAGGAUUGGAUUAUCUCUUCAUACUUUAUAAUUUGUCAUUAUUACCUGACUUUGAAUAAACGAAUAAACAGAAAUAUAUUUGUUGAAAUAAAAUACGAUGCAAUGGU